AAGAGUAGUAAUUAAUACCAAAAAAUGUCUAACGUUGAUUUUUUGGGGGUAUAUUACUUAAUAUUGUUUUUUAUCUUUAUGUUUUCUUUUAAAAUUUAGAAAGCUAUUGGUAUUGUCAAAAAGGCUAUUGAAGAAGAUAAUGCGCAUAAAUAUAAUGAAGCAUAUAAGCUUUAUGUUAAUUCGUUGGAAUGCUUUAAUAUGGCACUUAAAUAUGAAAAAAGUGAAAAUGGAAAAAAUCUUAUUAAAGAUAAAGUAAUUCAAUAUCUCGAUAGGGCAGAGGCUUUAAAGGCAUAUCUUCAAAAAAACAAUGAAAAUAAGAAGCAUAGUUUGGUGAAAUCUGGUGGAAAUGAGCUUAGUUUAGGGAAAAAAUGCUAUAAGAGGAAGGAUGGUGAUAGUGAUUAUGAUGAUGAUGAUGAUAUUGAUACAAGAAAGCUUAAAAAUGCAUUAGCAAAUACUGUAAUAUCAGAAAGUCCUAAUGUUAAAUGGGAUGAUGUCGCGGGCUUGGAUAAUGCAAAAGAAACAUUGAAAGAAGCUGUUAUAUUACCAAUGAAACUUCCUCAUUUGUUUAAGGGUAAUAGAAAGCCAUGGGUAGGAAUAUUAUUGUAUGGUCCUCCUGGAACUGGUAAGUCAUAUUUGGCAAAAGCGGUGGCAACUGAAGCCAAAUCUACGUUUUUUUCUGUGAGCUCAAGUGAUAUUAUUAGUAAAUGGAUGGGUGAAAGUGAACGUCUUGUUAAACAGCUAUUUGUAAUGGCUCGUGAAAUGCGACCUUCGAUAAUAUUUAUUGAUGAAAUUGAUGCUCUUGCUGGUAUUAGGAAUGAAGGUGAUAGUGAAGCUUCACGAAGAAUAAAAACAGAACUUUUAGUACAAAUGAAUGGUGUGGGUACUGAUUCUACUGGUAUUCUUGUACUUGGUGCUUCUAAUAUUCCAUGGACUUUAGACCCUGCAAUUCGUAGAAGAUUUGAAAGACGUGUGUAUGUUCCUUUACCUGACGCUACUGCUAGAUUAAAAUUGUUUAAAUUGAAUAUUGGUGAUGUACCGACUGAAUUGACUGCUAAUGACUAUAAAGUUCUUGUAGAUAAAACUAAUGGAUAUUCUGGUUCUGAUAUAGCUAUUGUUGUUAGGGAUGCUAUUAUGGAACCAGUACGUCGGAUUUAUACUGCUACACAUUUUUGUUAUGUUAAUUGUCCUGAUGGUAAACGUCUUCUUACACCAUGUUCUCCUGGUGUUUCUGGUGCACAAGAGAUGACAUGGGAGAAUGGAACUGUUGAUACUUUGCUUGAGCCUAUGUUAACUAUGAAUGAUUUUCUUAAAGCUCUUAGAAAUACUCGUCCUACUGUUAAUUCUGAUGAUCUUAAACGUUAUGUUGAAUUUACAAAUGAAUUUGGUUUGGAUGGUUAA
Pneumocystis murina B123 is the source of this 1398-nucleotide messenger RNA. RefSeq lists its product as hypothetical. Gene Ontology annotation, biological process: endosomal transport; vacuole organization. Bases 199 to 1398 code for a protein of 399 amino acids. The record is from RefSeq and is a predicted model, not a curated record. The transcript is spliced from 8 exons. NCBI's taxonomy places the organism in Eukaryota, Fungi, Ascomycota, Pneumocystomycetes, Pneumocystales, Pneumocystaceae. Gene Ontology annotation, molecular function: ATP binding; ATP hydrolysis activity.